Molecule: messenger RNA, 3674 nt
Organism: Linum trigynum
Lineage: Eukaryota; Viridiplantae; Streptophyta; Magnoliopsida; Malpighiales; Linaceae
Source: the annotation of a GenBank genome assembly
GUAAUUUCUUGGGCGACGAAAGACCAUUUUUUUGGAUAUUGAAGGCUACAGAUCUCGGAUUCGGCCUUAGGCUAUUCUCCAACGAUGAUUGAGUCCAUUAAGCACCGAUUUGGGCGGAUUUAUUCCGGGUCAAUUUUUGGCAGAUUCCAAAGGGGUACCAUCACAUAUUUCAGGCGAUUUAUCCGAAAUGCCAUUUUCUUUCGAUUCUGGAGGCUACAGAUCACGGAAUUAGGCCGAGGCUAUUCUCCACCGAUAAUGAAGUCUAUUGAUCCUAUUCUCCACGGAUGAUAAGUCCAUUAAGCAUCGAUUUGGGCCAAUUUAUUUUCGGAUGGCAUUUUCGUAAUUUCUUGGGCGACGAAAAGCCAUUUUCUUUGGAUAUUGAAGGCUACAGAUCACGGAUUCGGCCUGAGGCUAUUCUCCAGCAAUGAUUGAGUCCAUUAAGCACCGAUUUGGGAGGAUUUAUUCCGGGUCAAUUUUUGGCAAAUUCCAAAGGGGUACCAUCACAGAUUUCGGGCGAUUUAUUCGAAAUGCCAUUUUCUUUCGAUUCUGGAGGCUACAGAUCACGGAAUCAGGCCGAGGCUAUUCUCCACCGAUAAUGAAGUCUAUUGAUCUUAUUCACCAAGGAUGAUAAGUCCGUUAAGCAUCGAUUUGGGCCAAUUUAUUUUCGGAUGGCAUUUUCGUAAUUUCUUGGGCGACGAAAGGCCAUUUUCUUUGGAUAUUGAAGGCUACAGAUCACGGAUUCGGCCUGAGGCUAUUCUCCAACGAUGAUUGAGUCCAUUAAGCACCGAUUUGGGCGGAUUUAUUCUGGAUCAAAUUUUGGCUGAUUCCAAAGGGGGUAGCAUCACAGAUUUUGAGCGAUUUAUCCGAAAUGUCAUUUUCUUUCGAUUCUGGAGGCUACAGAUCAUGGAAUAAGGCCGAGGCUAUUCUCCACCGAUAAUGCAGUCUAUUGAUCCUAUUCUCCACGGAUGAUAUGUCCGUUAAGCAUCGAUUUGGGCCAAUUUAUUUUCGGAUGGCAUUUUCGUAAUUUCUUGGGCGACGAAAGGCAAUUUUCUUUGGAUAUUGAAGGCUACAGAUCAAGGAUUCGGCCUGAGGCUAUUCUCCAACGAUGAUUGAGUCCAUUAAGCACCGAUUUGGGCGGAUUUAUUACGGGUCAAUUUUUGGCUGAUUCCAAAGGGGUACCAUUACAGAUUUCUGGCGAUUUAUCCGAAAUGCCAUUUUCUUUCGAUUCUGGAGGCUACAAAUCACUGAAUCAGGCCGAGGCUAUUCUCCACCGAUAAUGAAGUCUAUUGAUCCUAUUCUCCACGGAUGAUAAGUCCGUUAAGCAUCGAUUUGGGCCAAUUUAUUUUCGGAUGGCAUUUUCGUAAUUUCUUGGGCGACGAAAGGCCAUUUUCUUUGGAUAUUGAAGGCUACAGAUCACGGAUUCGGCCUGAGGCUAUUCUCCAACGAUGAUUGAGUCCAUUAAGCACCGAUUUGGGCGGAUUUAUUCCGUGUCAAUUUUUGGCAGAUUCAAAAUGGGUACCAUCACAUAUUUCGGGCGAUUUAUCCGAAAUGCCAUUUUCUUGCGAUUUUGGAGGCAACAGAUCACUGAAUCAGGCCGAGGCUAUUCUCCACCGAUAAUGAAGUCUAUUGAUCCUAUUCUCCACAGAUGAUAAGUCCGUUAAGCAUCGAUUUGGGCCAAUGUAUUUUCGAAUGGCAUUUUCGUAAUUUCUUGGCCGACGAACGGCCAUUUUCUUUUGGAUAUUGAAGGCUACAGAUCACGGAUUCGGCCUGAGGCUAUUCUCCAACGAUGAUUGAGUCCAUUAAGCACCGAUUUGGGAGGAUUUAUUCCGGGUCAAUAUUUGGCAGAUUCCAAAGGGGUACCAUCACAGAUUUCGGGCGAUUUAUCCGAAAUGCCAUUUUCUUUCGAUUCUGGAGGCUACAGAUCACGGAAUCAGGCCGAGGCUAUUCUCCAUCGAUAAUCAAGUCUAUUGAUUCUAUUCUCCAUGGAUGAUAAGUCUGUUAAGCAUCGAUUUGGGCCAAUUUAUUUUCGGAUGGCAUUUUCGUAAUUUCUUGGUCGACAAAGGCCAUUUUCUUUGGAUAUUGAAGGCUACAGAUCACGAAUUCGGCCUGAGGCUAUUUUCCAACGAUGAUUGAGUCCAUUAAGCACAGAUUUGGGCGGAUUUAUUCCGGGUCAAUUUUUGGCAGAUUCCAAAGGGGUACCAUCACAGAUUUCAGGCGAUUUAUUCGAAAUGCCAUUUUCUUGCGAUUCUGGAGGCUAUAGAUCACGAAACUAGGCCGAGGCUAUUCUCCAUCGAUAAUGAAGUCUAUUGAUCCUAUUCUCCACGGAUGACAAGUCCGUUAAGCAUCGAUUUGUGCCAAUUUGUUUCGGAUGACAUUUUCGAAAUUUCUUGAGCGACGAAAGGCCAUUUUCUUUGGAUAUUGAAUGCUACAGAUCACCGAUUCUACCUGAGGCUAUUCUCCAACGAUGAUUGAGUCCAUUAAGAACCGAUUUGGGCGGAUUUAUUCCUGGUCAAUUUUUGGCAGAUUCCAAAGCCGUACCAUCACCGAUUUCGGGCGAUUUAUCCGAAAUGUCAUUUUCUUUCGAUUCUGGAGGCUACAGAUCACGGAAUUAGGCCGAGGCUAUUCUCUACCGAUAAUGAAGUCUAUUGAUCCUAUUCUCCACGGAUGAUAAGUCCGUUAAGCAUCGAUUUGGGCCAAUUUAUUUUCGGAUGGCAUUCUCGUAAUUUCUUGGGCGACGAAAGGCCAUUUUCUUUGGAUAUUGAAGGUUACAGAUCACGGAUUUGGCCUGAGGCUAUUCUCCAACGAUGAUUGAGUCCAUUAAGCACCGGUUUGGGCGGAUUUAUUCCGGGUCAAUUUUUGGCAAAUUCCAAAAGAUACCAUCACAGAUUUCGAGCGAUUUAUCCGAAAUGCCAUUUUCUUUCGAUUCUGGAGGCUACAGAUCACGAAAUCAGGCCGAGGCUAUUCUCCAUCGAUAAUGAAGUCUAUUGAUCCUAUUCUCCACGGAUGAUAAGUCCGUUAAGCAUCGAUUUGGGAAAAUUUAUUUUCGGAUGACAUUUUCGUAAUUUCUUGGGCGAGGAAAGGCCAUUUUCUUUGGAUAUUGAAGGCUACAGAUCACGUAUUCGGCCUGAGGCUAUUCUCCAUCGAUGAUUGAGUCCAUUAAGCACCGAUUUGGGAGGAUUUAUUCUGGGUAAAUUUUUGGUAAAUUCCAAAGGGGUACCAUCACAGAUUUCGAGCGAUAUAUCCGAAAUGCCAUUUUCCUUCGAUUCUGGAGGCUACAGAUCACGGAAUCAGGCCGUGGCUAUUCUACACCGAUAAUGAUGUCUAUUGAUCCUAUUCUCCACGGAUGAUAAGUUCGUUAAGCAUCGAUUUGGGCCAAUUUAUUUUCGGAUGGUAUUUUCGUAAUUUUUUGGGCGACGAAAGGCCAUUUUCUUUUGGAUAUUGAAGGCUACAGAUCACGGAUUCGGCCAGAGGCUAUUCUCACACGACGAUUGAGUCUAUUAAGCACCGAUUUGGGCGGAUUUAUUCUGGGUCAAUUUUUGGCAGAUUCCAAAUGGGUACCAUCACAGAUUUCUGGCGAUUUAUCCGAAAUGCCAUUUUCUUUCGAUUUUGGAGGCUACACAUCCCGGAAUCAGGCUGAGGCUAUUCUCCACCGAUAAUGAAGUCUAUUGAUCCUA